Messenger RNA from Phoenix dactylifera (date palm), 603 nucleotides. NCBI's taxonomy places the organism in Eukaryota, Viridiplantae, Streptophyta, Magnoliopsida, Arecales, Arecaceae. The record is from RefSeq and is a predicted model, not a curated record.
AUGGUAGAGGUGCAGCAACAGUUCUUGCAGCAACAGUUGCAGCAGCAGCAAGCUAUGUAUCAACAACAGCAGCAACAACAGUUCCAAGGCACUACAGCUCAGCCGGAGCACCGAGUCAGUCUGUUGGAUUUUCAGAGGUAUGCACCCCCAGCAUUUAAAGGUACAGCUGACCCGAUGGAGGCUGUGAGCUGGCUGAAACAGAUGGAGAAAGUCUUUCAAGCUCUGAGGUGCCCUGAUGAGGAGAAAGUUCUUUUUGCCACAUUUAUGUUACAGGGUGAGGCAGCUGACUGGUGGGAGAUGGAGAAAGGGAAGCUUGGUCCGGAUGAUGCCCCCUUCAUUUGGGAAGAAUUUAAAAAGGUUUUUCAUGAGAAGUAUUUUCCCCAGGGUAUCCGAUUCCAAAAAUAUAGGGAGUUUGACCGACUGGAGCAGGGUGAUAUGACAGUUGCUCAGUAUGCAGCAAAGUUUGAAGAGAUGUCCCGAUAUGCUCCGACUUUGAUAUCAGAGGAAAGUGAUCGAGCAAGGAAAUUUGAAAAUGGGCUCAGGGGAAGGAUUCAACAACAAGUCGCUGCUUUUGAACUAUCUAGUUACAAAGAUGUGGUCAAC